GUUGCAGGUCCGAGUUUUACCAAGGGCUCACGUUGCGAAAGCAGCAGCAAAACUUGCUCAGCUUUUACAACGAGAAGUGGCUCUUCGCCAAGGAAGAAUGGCAAGACCACGGCCCGAAUCGCGAGCUCUACAGGGGGCAGGAGCCGCCAAGCUUUUCGGACGACUCCGACACCGAGGCCUCACUGGUGGAGGCGGGUCCGACUUCAGCUGCUCGGCCGAUUCUCUGGAAUUGGUAG
Molecule: messenger RNA, 236 nt
Organism: Symbiodinium sp. CCMP2592
Lineage: Eukaryota; Dinophyceae; Suessiales; Symbiodiniaceae
Source: the annotation of a GenBank genome assembly